Messenger RNA from Acanthopagrus latus (yellowfin seabream), 759 nucleotides. Its product is annotated as kallikrein-8-like. Gene Ontology annotation, molecular function: serine-type endopeptidase activity. Gene Ontology annotation, biological process: proteolysis. The coding region runs from base 1 to 759 and encodes 252 amino acids. Lineage: Eukaryota; Metazoa; Chordata; Actinopteri; Spariformes; Sparidae. The transcript has 6 exons. The record is from RefSeq and is a predicted model, not a curated record.
AUGGGUGGCUUGACAAGUCUUCUCCUGUUGCUGUGCGUCGGUGUCACAGUGAGCACAGUGUUGGAUCUGCAGAAGAGAGUCGAAGGUGGUAAAGACUGUCAGCGUCAGUACCAUGUGAAAAUACUUGAGGAUGAUGAGGUCAUAUGUGGCGGCUCUCUGCUCGAGAACAACUGGAUUCUGACUGCAGCUCACUGCUGGGUGUGGACUAUGAAAGUAGUUGUCGGCCAAGGAAACACACCAGUGCCAAUCACUGCGCCACCUCUUAUGUAUGGGGAUCCACAGAACAUGCUCCAUGACAUCAUGCUUUUGCAGCUACCUGGCAAUCCUCAGACUGGACAUGUAAAUCUUCCUACCUGUGAAUCUGACCAGGUCUCCCCAAUAAGUGGAAACGUUGAGGUUGCAGGUCAUGGACCCAGUACUCCAGGCUCCGAUGAAAUGUCAGAUACUCUCAAAUGUGCAGAGAUGACUCUUGAGGGCUGUCCAGCAGCUCAAAUCGAUCACCCAAACCCAACUGUAAACAUGCUCUGUGCCAGAAAUCCUAAAGGCAAAACUCCUGAAGUGAAAAUAUGUGGUGGGGACUCUGGUGGAUCAGUGCUGUACAAGGGCAGGUUUCAUGGUGUCAUUCAUGGCUCUUUUAACAGGACUGAAUGUGCUCCAUUAGCUGCAUUCAUGAACAUCUGUAGAUACAAGAAUUGGAUCAACGAUAUAAUUAAAAAGAAAAAGGCAUCCAUUAAUCAUACCGCAGUUGAAAAAUCAUGA